CGCAGGGCAGGUCGUUCCGGUGUGGCCUCAUUCCCCUCCUCCGCGACACUGCCUGAGCAAGGCCAUGAUGAGGACUCCUGCCUGCCCGAAUUACUACUGAGGCGCAGCCGCUCCCGCGAUGGGCCUCGGACUUCGCUCCCGACCCGGAUAGCUGAGUCCUGCGCGGCCCCUGCAAGGGCACUGCUUCUGGCGUCAGCGCUGUGCAAAUGGGAAGGAGGGCAGAACUGCCACCCUCGGACCCUGGCCGCCCCAGAGGACCACUGACAAGGGUCGCUCCGAGCGCCCCAGGGCCCGCAGGCUCAAGUUCCUCCUCCGCAACCAGGCGGGGGUGCGCGGCCACCCCCUUGGGAAGCGUCGUCCGCGGGGCUGCUGCACACGUGGUUCCGACUCUGCCCCGAGGCCACCGAGCCGGGCCUCUGCCUCCAGGGCCCACCGUGGCGGCGCACUCGGGCCGCCACCGGGCACGCGCAGGGUUUUACAGAGCGUCCCGGGCGGCGGGGAGGGAGGACAGGCGGAGGAGGAGGGGCUGUGCUGCGUGAUGAAAAACGGGGUGACUGUUGAAACUAAAAACCACAUUGCCGUGGACCCUGCUCAGAGCCCUCCCUCUUGCGUCGGACACACUUGCGGGGCUUAAUGGCCAGUGUCUUACUGGGAUACGUGUUUAAGUGGACACGCUCAUCGUACAUUUUGAUCGUGCCUCCAGCAUCCACGCACUGCUCCUGUGACUCAGGGGUCAGGAGUUUGAUCUGUCAAGCUCUAGCUCUUUCAGUCACAAGCGUUGUCACCGUGGGAAGUUUGCUCACCCCCCCUACCCGGGUUUCCCCAUCCGUGAGACAGGAGAAAACGCCGACUUCCUGGGGUGCUGCUAAGACGCAGUCGAGGGGUACAGGGAAAAUACUGAGCGCAGCCCCGGCCUACACUUCCUACUGUGUUGCUCCCGCCUCCCGUGUGAACGGAGUGCAGCUAACUGGUGUGUGCCACCACGCAUGGCUUGAUUCUUUACUUUGGUACAGAACUUCAUCGCGGUGUCAGAAGUGCAGAGCCCUAGUCCUGCCGCCACCACGCCAAGGUGCAGUGAUCUCUAACCCCGUACACUCCUCCCCCAAACCCUCGCCUUGCGAGAGUUGACCAAUAGAGAUGAGCAAGGGGCACAGCAUGCCUCCUGGUCCGCAGAGCGUCCCUGUAUGGUACGUGCUACGUAGUAGCUCGGUGAAAAUGCAGCCUACCAGGAUAAUGAAACUGGGUACGGGUGGCAGAGAAGGGACAAGGACAUGGUGACCCAGGCUUUCGGAACGCAGGAGAGUCGCACGGAGCACGGACUACACUUCCCGUCGGGCUUCGCGGUGGGGCGGGGCAUAACUUCGCGUCAGCCGUCUUCCCGCGCCGUCGGAGGAAGCCCCGGAUGUAGACAUACCCUAGCCUGGUGGGCGUGGCCUCACAGCUUCUCUGAGACUCGUGGCCUUCUUAUUGGCUGGAGGUCUUCCAGCGGGAUUGGACACUAAAAAGGGGGCAGGGCCUGAGGCGCGCGACAAGGCGCAGCGACCAAUCGGAAGCCUGGCUGGGUUUUGGCGCGAGACGAGAACGCUGCUAUACUGCAGAUUUGGCGCGAGCCGAGCUUAGUGGUUCCGCUGUGAGUCGGUGAGAGACCGCGGUGGACAGUGCUGAGGCUGGGCGCCACACGCGAGGGAGCCUGCCACGAGCCGACGCCGUCCGAGCAGCCGGGAGGAGCGGAAACCCUCGAGGAGACGGCUCCGGUGCCGGGAGCGGAAGGAAGCCAAGGUCCGGCAGGGUCGGGUCCUGUCGGGCUGGGAGGGACGGCAGAGGUGGCGGUCGUGGGCCAACCAGGUUGCCAAGUUCUGUGUAUCCAGUGUCGCUGGCGUCAUGCCUCAGACCCGAUCCCAGGCACAGACUACGAUCAAUUUUCCAAAAAAGAAGUUAUCUCGGACAUCGGGCAAAACUCAGAACUCUAGGAACGCUCAACUGGUGCCAGCAAAUGUCCAAGCUACCCCCUCUUCUGCAAAAAUUCUGCCGCUCAGCCCCAGAAAGCGCCUGGGCGAGGACAACCUUUGCAACACCCCUCACCUCGCUCCCUGCUCCCCACCAAAGCAAGGCAGGAAGGAGAACGGCCCCCCUCGCUCGCGUACCCCGAAAGGACGCAGAUUGGUAUUUGACGAUCAGCUGACAGUUAAGUCGCCCAGCAGAAGCCAAGAAGCCCGAGCUCAGCAGCACAAAACGGGCUCCUCCGUGGGGAAGGACGGGGCGAGCCCAGCCGGGUGUGAGCAGAAGCGGCUGCCGGAGAAGGAGCCCGCGCGGCUGCGGCUGUUCAAGCAGGAAGGCACUUGCUACCAGCAGGCCAAGCUCGUCCUCAACACAGCUGUCCCGGACCGGCUGCCGGCCAGGGAGGCGGAGAUGGACGUCAUCCGCGGCUUCCUGAGGGAGCACAUCUGCGGGAAGAAGGGGGGCAGUCUGUACCUCUCCGGCGCCCCUGGCACGGGGAAAACUGCCUGCUUAAGCCGGGUUCUGCAGGACCUCCAGAAGGAAGUGAAGGGCUUUAACACCAUCAUGCUGAACUGCAUGUCCCUGAGGAGCGCCCAGGCCGUCUUCCCAGUGAUUGCUCAGGAGAUUGGUCAGGACGAAGCGCCCCGGGCAUCUGGGAAGGCCGUGAUGAGGAAAUUAGAAAAGCAGAUGACCGAAGAGAAAGGCCCCAUGAUCGUGCUGGUGCUGGAUGAGCUGGACCAGCUGGACAGCAGGGGCCAGGACGUGCUGUACACCCUGUUCGAGUGGCCGUGGCUCAGCAACUCCCGACUGGUGCUGAUCGGAAUUGCCAAUACCCUGGACCUCACAGACAGGAUUCUGCCAAGGCUCCAGGCGAAAGAGAACUGCAAGCCACGGCUGCUGAACUUCCCGCCUUACACCAGAGGUCAGAUCGCCGCCAUCUUAGAGGAUCGGCUGCUUCAGGUGGCUGGGGACCACGUCGUGGACACCGCUGCCAUCCAGUUCUGCGCCCGCAAGGUCGCCGCUGUUUCCGGGGACGUCCGGAAGGCGCUCGACGUUUGCAGGAGAGCAAUUGAAAUUGUGGAGUCAGAUGUCAAAAGCCAAACUGUCCUCAAACCACUAUCUGAAUGCCAGUCACCCUCGGAGCGCGUGCUUCCCAAGCGCGUGGGCCUCGCUCACGUAGCCCGAGUGGUUUCCGAAGUGGACGGGAGCAGGAUGGCUCCGAGCAGGGAGGGAGCCCAGGACUCCUUCCCGCUGCAGCAGAAGAUCUUGGUCUGCGCGUUGCUGCUCCUGACCAGGCAGCUGAAGGUCAGAGAGGUCACGCUGGGAAAGUUAUACGAAGCCUACAGUAACGUCUGUCGCAAGCAGCAGGUGGCAGCUGUGGACCAAUCAGAGUGUUUGUCCCUUGCCGGGCUCUUGGAAUCCAGGGGCAUCGUAGGAUUAAAGAAAAACAAGGAGACACGCUUCACAAAGGUGUCUUUGAAGACAGAAGAGCAGGAGAUAGAGCACGCUCUGAAAGACAAAGCUCUCGUUGGAAAUAUCUUAGCCACUGGCUUGCCUUAAGCUCUUCCGUGUUCCCACCCGGAGGUGCUCAGCUGGCCUCGGAGAGCUGUGGGGUCUUAGUCUGAACACUUAACAUUCUAGGGUCUGAAAACAAACGGGACCCUUUUUACUUGAAUUUUAAUCAUAAAUAUCAGCGCAGAGGAAUAUCCUUGGGUCUUUUUCCUUUUACCCAUAGAUACGUGAUAGAUAAAUGGCGUUCUCUACCUUUCCUGCUUGAGUGUCUUUAACCAGUAUUUUUACAAGUGUAUGAAUUCGUGUUGUGCAGUGUGUGUAUAUUUACCUCUGAGUUCCCUUGGACAGUGUAUAAUUUGUGAAGGACUGCGAGCUCAGGGUAAGAAGGAGGAGACAGAGGGAUCCAGAAAAAUAAGCUCAUCCACGUGGAGAUCGGAGGGGCCCUUGGGCCAAGGAAUUUCUUUUUGGGGUGUGCUCGGUGACCACGGCCGGUGACCACGCUGCGGCAUUCUAAGGACUUGCUGAGUUUAGGGGGUACUCCUACCAUUGUGGGGUGGGGGGGAAAAGGUAACUACGUAUUGUGAAUAUAUUUAUUUUCAGA
Molecule: messenger RNA, 4111 nt
Organism: Chinchilla lanigera (long-tailed chinchilla)
Lineage: Eukaryota; Metazoa; Chordata; Mammalia; Rodentia; Chinchillidae
Gene: Cdc6
Product: cell division cycle 6
Exons: 13
Coding region: 1882-3558 (558 amino acids)
Biological process (GO): mitotic DNA replication checkpoint signaling; DNA replication initiation; cell division
Cellular component (GO): nucleus
Molecular function (GO): DNA replication origin binding; ATP hydrolysis activity
Source: RefSeq, a predicted model, not a curated record